Molecule: messenger RNA, 1839 nt
Organism: Penicillium soppii
Lineage: Eukaryota; Fungi; Ascomycota; Eurotiomycetes; Eurotiales; Aspergillaceae
Exons: 6
Coding region: 1-1839 (612 amino acids)
Biological process (GO): fatty acid metabolic process
Molecular function (GO): NAD+ binding; oxidoreductase activity, acting on the CH-OH group of donors, NAD or NADP as acceptor
Source: RefSeq, a predicted model, not a curated record
AUGCCCUGGAAGCCACCUACGAUCGGCAAUCGCACAGUGGCCAUUCUAGGCGCCGGUGUACUUGGCCGUCGAAUUGCCUGCGUAUGGGCUGCGGGAGGAUACAAUGUCACAAUUCGGGACCCUAGUGUUGAGCAGCGGGCCUCGGCCCUUAUUUUCAUCGAAAACAACAUUGCCAGCUUCUACAAAACCUUUGGAAACACUAACACUAAACUGGGCCAGUAUGCCGCAUACGAGAACCUGGAUUCGGCUGUCAAAGAUGCCUGGUUUGUCAUCGAGGCUGUUCCUGAGAAACUGGACCUCAAGAUCAACACAUUUGCCGAGCUGGCCGCGAAAGCCCCGGAGGACAGUAUUCUGGGUUCCAAUUCCUCUUCGAUCAAAUCGCGGUUUAUGUUGGAAAAGCUGAAUGAUGAGGACAAGAAACGCGUCCUAAACGUCCACUACACUAUGCCGCCCGUCCGAGUCACAGAGUUCAUGACCAGUACCUUUACCGAUCCUGCCAUUUUCCCAUUCCUCGAGGAGAAACACCGUGAAGUGGGAUUGCUUCCUGCUACAGCACGCAAGGAAUCGACGGGAUUCAUCAUCAACCGUCUAUGGGCGGCCAUCAAGCGAGAGACUUUGAUGAUUCUGGCAGAGGGAGUCACUGAUCCAAAGGAAAUUGAUGAAUUAUUUGAGGAGCUGUUUGGAGCCAAAACUGGCCCCUGCGCUGCGAUGGAUGGGGUGGGUCUCGACACCGUUGCUUUGAUUGAAGAGAACUACAUCAAAGAGCGAGGGUUGCCCAGCUUCCCCGUGGAGUGGUUGCGAAAGAACUAUGUCAGCCAAGGAAAACUCGGAGCCAAGUCUGGAAAUGGUGGUCUUUAUCCUGCAGGCUACACCACGAAGAAGGACACUGCCAGCCAGCAUGACAACCUGGCUACUCCGACACUGUACGUGCUCGACAUAGGGGUUGGCGAGAACGUGACGAGCAACUUCCUCUCCUCUGGAAAAAUUUACACAGCAUCCGCCAAUGGCGAUACCGUACGGAAGCUGGUAGACAACCUUCCGUUCCCAGAUGGCAUCGAUAUCAGUCUGUCUCAGGGUCGUUUGUUCUGGAGCAACAUGGGAAACCCGUCUGCAAAUGAUGGUACCAUCGAGUCUGCGAACCUCGAUGGCACGGACCGCAAGGUCAUUGUCCCAGCGGGAGUUGCACACACCCCGAAACAAUUGACAAUUGAUCAUGUCAACGAGAAGGUCUACUUCUCUGACCGGGAGGGCAUGCGCGUGCACCGCGUCAACUUUGAUGGAAGUUGCCAUGAAGUUCUAAUUCAGACCGGGGACUAUAACAACCCUACCGAGAAGAGUGAUCAGACUAUGCAUUGCGUCGGGAUUACCGUUGACCCCAAGCACGGCAAAUUUUACUGGACCCAGAAGGGUGCCAGCAAAGCAGGACAAGGAAGAAUCUUCUGCGCCAAUAUCAAUCUUCCGGCCGGAAAAACCGCAGCCACCCGAUCGGACAUUGAACUGCUGCUCAAGAACCUACCCGAACCCAUCGAUCUGGAUAUCGACACGGACACUGAGAUUCUUUACUGGACAGACCGUGGCGAAUACCCAACCGGCAACUCGGUUAACCGAGCCUAUGUCGGCAACGGCAGUAAAAACAAGGUGUCCGCCGCUCCUAAGUUCGACAUUUUGACCCGGCAUCUACAUGAGGCCAUCGGUAUCUCCUUGGAUAACGUAAACAAGCAUAUUUACUUUGUCGAUAUGGGAGGAUCGGUCUACCGCUCUGAUCUCGACGGCCAUAACAAGACUGUCAUCUACAGUGGCAAAAAUUCUUUCACUGGUCUCGCUUUAACUCACAAUUAA